CAGUGGCUUGACGGUACUUUUAACCACCGUACGUACACUGAGCUGGAGCGAAGACUCGCUCGCACUUAUAUCCCCAAGUAAUACCACCCGGUGUUAUAUGUAAGCAUUAUUAAAAACAGUAGAAAAGCAUGUCUAUGUGUGUUUAGAAAGUUCGAAAUUCCCCUUGAAAAUUAGGUGUACGUGUGAUUUUUGUUCAGAGGGUAUCAUCAGAUGUUUAGAGAUGUUAAACCUGUCACCAUCGAGUUACCGCAACGUUGACGCGAGCGAACGGACGGUGAACACCAAGAAGGUGUACUCGCGGAGGCCGUGGUACGCCCCGCCUAUAGACCCUGCUGAGAUAUUGAGAUAUUCACCAGAUUACGAGUCAGACUACGACCCGGACGCAGUAGAAGAGCCGCGAGAGAAACAGAACGCCGACUACUAUGACCGGCCGCGGGAGUACGAAGACCCAGUGACGUCACAACACGUCGAAGGGCUUAGCCAGAUCGAGACAGCUCCACCCAAGAGCUUCGAACAGCCACCGACCACCGCGUCAGUGUCGGAGUUCUCCAUCGCGAAUGCUGUUAAUUUGAGAGAGGCGGUCCUGGUAGCAUUGGGCGGCGCGAGCGCAGCUCUAGUGUUGCUGAUCGUGAUGGCCGGCGUGUUCGUGGCGCGCAGGCGCAAGAACAGCCCCUCCCCCGUGCCCUCCCCUCCGAUAUUGGUGUACCCACCACAUGAUAUCUCCGCACCGUGUUAUAUGACAAAAGAGGUGAACUUUUCACUUCCGACGCUCCGUUCGUCAUCGCUCGGCGAACUUCGUGACGUAGUGAGCGUCAGCAGCCUUGGGAGUGACGUGCUAACCCCACCGGUGCCCACGCAACUGCGAUCCAACUCAUUCACGAAUACGGCAGACUUGGGAGUGCUGGAUCCUUCACUGUACAAGUCCGACUGUCUUGAUGAAGAUCUUAUGUGGCCAGAAGGGCAUGUGGGCCGAGUGUGGUUCACACUGAAAUACGAGGCGGGGACAGAAAGGCUACAGGUGCAUAUUAUAAAAGCGAAGCACCUUCCUUCACGCACCCCCGCACUGGCCAAUGCCUGCGACCCUUACAUCAAGAUCCAAUUGAUGCCAGACGAGAGGCGAGUGCUUCAGACAAAACAAAAGAAAAAGACUUGCAACCCAUUCUACGACGAGACGUUUGUUUACCAAAUCCCGCCCGGCAAGAUCGAGAGCCUGACACUGAAGCUAUCAGUACUGGAUAUAGGCAGGGUCGGGAAAGGCAAGCAACUCAUUGGCCACAUCAUCCUGCCUCUCACUGAACUGGACGGCGUUGCUCCCGAUGAGGAACCACAGUUGUACAAGCUUGAUAUUGAAAAGGAUCUGCAAGAACCCACGUCGGAUCUAGGUGAAAUUCUCGUCUCAUUACUGUAUAAUGAAAACCUUCAUAGACUUACAGUCACGGUCAUCGAGGCCCGAGGACUUAAGCUGGAUCCGUCAUCAAGCAAGAAAGAGAUGGUGGUACGUGUGACACAAGAGCGUGCGUGCCGAGGGGUGCGCGCGCGCCGCACCGCCGCCGUCGACGUGGCUGACGACGGCAGUGCUUUCGUCUCCGAGUGCUUCCAUUUCAGGCUGAGAGCUGAUGAGCUGCAUACCACCAGUGUUACAAUACAGGCCUUGCAGCCUCAUUCCGUGUAUGCCAAAGACCGAUUGCUCGGUAAGUUUGUAUUAGGAUCGUACAUGUUCGCAAGGGGCCGAGCCUUACAACACUGGAACUCGGCACUCGCCGCGCCCAUGGAACAAGUCAAACAAUGGCACCCGCUCACCAAUUAACGACAACCCGGCCAAACAACGUGCAACCGACGACCACCGACCCCACCUAGCGAAGAGUGUAUCUCAAAUCGGACGUAUUAUAUCAAACAGGAACGUAUCUAACAAGAUAUAGCUCCUAACAACUGAUUUAGUCGAAGUGUUUUUGUUUCCGCAAGUACGUUACGUACUUGUGUAUAAAUUAGGAUAGUUGUAAAAUAAGAAAUUGAGGAAGUAUUCUAUUUGAAUUGAAUAUCAUGAAAAUUUCCAAAUAUCUAAAAUGAAUUUAAUCAUAUUUUUGUAACUCCAAUUUACACUAUAUUCCAAGUAUUGUAUUGGACUAUCAUGUUUCUUAUCACGCCGAGUUACAUAGUAAAUAUAAUUUGCAUCAAUAUAAUGGAGUUCAAAUUCUCCUAUUGCGUCUUAAAAAGAAAGAUACUAUUCUAUUGUAAUUAAAGGUUUCAGAAUAUCAUAUCUCAAAUACUUUCACUCUAUCUAGAUACUUACUGAAAAACAAUUUAUUGCUCAUAGUUAAUAAUUUUAUGAAAUAAGUGUAUUGCAUAUUCAAAAUAUUUCAUUAAAACUACACCUUAUACUAUCAAUAACUUAUUUAUAACUAAAUGUUUAAUAAAUAUAAAAUAUUGCCAAUAUACACGUAUUGUAGUAGAAUAUAAUUUCAAAAAUGUGCAAAAUC
Molecule: messenger RNA, 2477 nt
Organism: Helicoverpa armigera (cotton bollworm)
Lineage: Eukaryota; Metazoa; Arthropoda; Insecta; Lepidoptera; Noctuidae
Product: synaptotagmin-15
Exons: 12
Coding region: 221-1807 (528 amino acids)
Biological process (GO): regulation of calcium ion-dependent exocytosis; calcium ion-regulated exocytosis of neurotransmitter; cellular response to calcium ion
Cellular component (GO): plasma membrane; exocytic vesicle
Molecular function (GO): phosphatidylserine binding; calcium-dependent phospholipid binding; clathrin binding
Source: RefSeq, a predicted model, not a curated record